Eucalyptus grandis is the source of this 939-nucleotide messenger RNA. Its product is annotated as chaperone protein dnaJ 20, chloroplastic. The record is from RefSeq and is a predicted model, not a curated record. The coding region runs from base 109 to 711 and encodes 200 amino acids. Gene Ontology annotation, cellular component: chloroplast. Lineage: Eukaryota; Viridiplantae; Streptophyta; Magnoliopsida; Myrtales; Myrtaceae. The transcript has 2 exons.
GAGGCCGCAGAGACUCACAAUUCAUCCUCGUGCCAAAGCUAAGACAUCGCAACUUCCUUUUGUUUCACCAGUAGGAGCAGAGAGAGAGAGAGAGAGAGAGAGAGAGAGAUGAGCCAAACCCUCUUCUACGUGCGCGCAAAACUCGACCCCAAGUUCGUGCCCCGACCUUCUAUCCGCCCAAGAUUCAGUACCGGUCCAUUAAAACCAGGCCUUUUCGUCAGAAUUCCAUGUGGGUCUUCCUCGUCCGCAAGAUCAAGAACCUCUUCGAGAGCCGCCAUUGACGACCUCCGCGUGGCAGCGACGGAGAUGGACAGUUUCUACGACCUUUUGGGCAUUUCGGAGAGCGGGACGAUGUCGGAGAUCAGGCAAGCUUACAAGCAACUGGUCCUGAAAUACCACCCUGACGUGUCGCCUCCUGACAGGGCCAAAGAGUAUACCAAGAGAUUCAUUCGGGUGCAGGAGGCCUACGAGACGUUGUCUGAUCCGACAAGCAGAGCUUCUUACGAUCGAGAUAUGGCCACUGGUGGUCGGAAACCAUUCUGUUAUAAGCAGGUGUACAACAUGGCACGGUGGAGUGGAAGCUUCGGUGGGAGUUUCAAAUCAAUGAGCUACAAAGGAGAAGCGCCGAAAAAGAUCUCCGCCAUGAGAGCAUGUCCUGGGGAGCUCGAAUUCGCAGGCGAAGAGAUAGUUGAAACUGAUCACUCUAUAUGACACUGUAGAGAAUGAAAUCAACGGUCUUGAUCUAACACACAUCCCGCUCCAAUCAUCAAUAAAUUCACAAUAGGUGGCGAUGUGUUUCCACGUUAGCCAAGGAGAUCACAAAUCCCCUUUUCUUCAUAGUGACAUAAGUCACCCGCCACCCAGGCAAAACCUUCCAGCACUAGAACACUCCCAAAAUACUCACUGUGCAAUAUCCUACAAAAUGGAAAGUUUUAAGGA